UCCCUCAGACGGUGGUCCGCUCAAUGAGGCUUCCCACCUACUUCGCCGGCGUCAUCCAGUUGGUACCUGGUCAGCAGGGUUGGUUUAAGGUGAUCAGAUUCUACCCUAACCUCUAUUUUCUCUCUCCUGGCCCUUAAAGGGUUUGUGGACCAAGCAAGCACCUUGUGCUGCGUUUAGAUGUCUCCUUCCGCUCGCUCCAGCCCUUCAUCCCUUCCAAGUCAAAGUCAGACGCUGGGACCGCGAGUCUGGUAAAGCCGUAGAUGUGGCUGCCGGACUGACGUCUAGUAGUGGGUUCUCGGGCUUGGGAAGGUGUUUAAGCAAAGGCUGAAAUUUGGUGGUGGUGGAGUACAAGUGAUUCCUACAUUGGGUGGUGUAAUAAAUAGCUUUCAAAAUCCUUUUCUAGCCUUAAAAAGUACGAUGGAUGCUGCAGUAGGAUCUGGCCAGAGACAUCAGCCUCCAGCAAAGACCCAGUCGGAACUUGCCACUCAAAACUAAAAAGAGGGAGAGAGUGGGUCAGUUUUCAAAAUCUGGUGUCACCGCCACCGAGAUAAACAGGCAGAUGCUUCGGCCCAAUCAACGUGACUGUGUCGGUACUUCUGGUUCUCACGCUCUUGACUUUGUCCUCUGGAGCACGCAUGCUCUCACCGCUGCUAAGACAGUUUCGGUUCCAAAUACAAGCACGUUCCACAUCAGACACCCAUAAUCAAGAAAAAAAUACCAAAUAAAUCGUCGUAGAAACGCUAGUUUAGGCGUGGAAAUUUCCAGGAGCAAGAGUCAAGAUUAGUCACUCCAUAAGGAUCUGGAGAAGAUUGCUUUUCCCAGACACUUGAGAGUGGUGAAGUGCUGGCCGAAAGGUUUUUGAAGAGACCGCCCUACCUUGGCCUGAGACCUGGUAGGCGGUCGGAGUGACUGAAAGCCAUGGAAGCAGCUCAAAAAGAGGAAAUCAGUGUUGAAGAUGAAGCUGUGGAUAAAAAUAUUUUCAGAGACUGCAGCAAGAUUGCUUUCUACAGGCGUCAGAAACAGAAUCUCUCCAAAAAAUCCAUCUAUCAGGUAUUAGUGGAUUCAAUCACAACAAGUGAAGAUGGCACCAGGUUCAAAAUCAUCAAUGAAGCAACUAAGGUUCCUCUCCUGGCUGAAGUUUAUAGUAUAGAGGGAAACAUUUUCAGGCUUAAAAUUAAUGAAGAGACUCCCCUGAAACCCAGACUGAAUUCAUGCUCUGGGGAUACAGGCAAUCUGGUAUUGGCAGACGGAAAAGGAGACCUGAAGUAUCACAUCACAGCAAAUCCGUUCAAGGUAGACUUGGUGUCUGGAGAAGAUACUAUGUUGAGCAUCAAUUCCCAGAGUCAGUUGUACUUUGAGCACCUGCAAAUUCCUCAUAAACAAAGAGCUGCUAAAGCAAAUGAGAAGGAGGCAUCAAUUGACACCUGUCAGGAAAAUCAAGAGAAUCUAGGCCUGUGGGAAGAGAAAUGUGGAAAUUUUGUGGAUGUCAAAGCUAAUGGUCCAACCUCCAUUGGUUUGGAUUUCUCCUUGCAUGGAUUUGAGCAUCUAUAUGGCAUCCCACAACAUGCAGAAUCACACCAACUUAAAAAUACUGGUGAUGGAGAUGCUUACCGUCUUUAUAACCUGGAUGUCUAUGGAUAUAAAAUACAUGACAAAAUGGGCAUUUAUGGUUCAAUACCUUAUCUCCUGGCCCACAAACUGGGCAGGACUAUAGGCAUUUUCUGGCUGAAUGCCUCAGAAACACUAGUGGAAAUCAAUACAGAGCCUGCAGUAGAGUACUCACAGACCCAGAUGGGGUCCGUGGCUGCUAAGCAAAAGGUCAGAUCUCGAACUCACGUCCACUGGAUGUCAGAGAGUGGAAUCAUUGAUGUUUUUCUGCUGGCAGGACCUACACCUUCUGACAUCUUCAAGCAAUACUCUCACCUUACAGGCGCCCAGGCCAUGCCCCCUCUCUUCUCCCUGGGGUACCACCAGUGCCGCUGGAACUAUGAAGAUGAACAGGACGUGAAAGCAGUGGAUGCAGGAUUUGAUGAGCAUGACAUCCCUUACGACGUCAUGUGGUUGGACAUAGAGCACACUGAGGGGAAGAGGUACUUUACCUGGGACAAAGAAAGAUUCCCAAACCCCAAAAGGAUGCAAGAGCUGCUCAGGAGCAAAAGACGUAAGCUUGUGGUCAUCAGUGACCCCCACAUCAAAAUUGAUCCUGACUACUCAGUGUAUGCUAAGGCCAAAGAACAGGGGUUCUUUGUGAGGAGCCGUGAAGGGGCAGACUUUGAAGGCGUGUGCUGGCCUGGUCUCUCCUCUUACCUGGAUUUCACCAAUCCCGAGGUCAGAGAGUGGUAUUCAAGUCUUUUUGCUUUUCCUGCUUACCAGGGAUCUACAGACAUACUCUUCAUAUGGAAUGACAUGAAUGAGCCCUCUGUCUUUAGAGGGCCAGAGCAAACCAUGCAGAAGGAUGCCAUUCAUCAUGGCAACUGGGAGCACAGAGAACUUCAUAAUAUCUAUGGUUUUUAUCAGCAAAUGGCUACCACAGAAGGACUGAUAAAACGAUCUACAGGGAAGGAAAGACCCUUUGUUCUAACACGUUCUUUCUUUGCUGGAUCACAAAAAUAUGGUGCCGUAUGGACGGGUGACAACAUAGCAGAGUGGAGUUACCUGAAAAUUUCCAUCCCGAUGUUACUCACUCUCAGCGUUACCGGAAUCUCUUUUUGUGGAGCGGAUGUAGGUGGGUUCGUUGGGAAUCCAGAGACAGAGCUGCUAGUGCGUUGGUACCAAGCCGGAGCCUACCAGCCCUUCUUCCGUGGUCAUGCCACCAUGAAUACCAAGCGGCGGGAACCCUGGCUGUUCGGGGAGGAACACACCCAGCUCAUCCGUGAAGCCAUAAGAGAGCGCUAUGCCCUCCUGCCCUAUUGGUAUUCUCUGUUCUACCAGGCACAUGUGACCUCCCAACCUGUCAUGAGGCCUCUGUGGAUAGAGUUCCCUGAUGAAUUAGAGACUUUUGGUAUAGAAAAUGAAUACAUGCUGGGAAGUGCUUUAUUGGUUCAUCCGGUCACAGAACCGAAAGUCACCACAGUUGACGUGUUUCUGCCAGGAUCAAAUGAGGUCUGGUAUGACUUGAAGACAUUUGCUCAUUGGGAAGGAGGAUGUACUGUGAAGAUCCCAGUAGCCCUGGACACUAUACCAGUGUUUCAACGAGGUGGAAGUGUAGUGCCAGUGAAGACAACUGUAGGAAAAUCCACAGGCUGGAUGGCUGAUUCCCCAUAUGGACUCCGGGUUGCUCUAUGCACUAAGGCUUCUGCAAUGGGUGAGGUAUAUCUCGAUGAUGGUCAUUCAUUUCAGUAUCUCCACCAGAAGCAAUUCUUACACAGGAAGUUUUCAUUUUGUUCCAGUGUUUUGAUCAACAGUUCUGCUGACCAGAGGGGUCAUUACCCCAGCAGGUGUGUGGUGGACAAGAUCUGGGUCUUAGGCCUCAGGAAGGAGCCAUCUUCUGUGACCACCCGCUUAUCUGAUGGUAAAGAUCAGCCUGUGGCUUUUACAUAUUUUAGCAGAACAUCCGCCCUGAGCCUGGACAAGCUCUCACUGAACAUUGGCACCUACUGGGAGGUCCACAUCAAGUAACCAAGAAGCGCCCCUGGUGAUCUGAGCAGAGAGCUGCCUGCACCUUUCUUCUCUCCACCUUAUCCUUUUCUGAGAUUUGUACUACAAUAUAAUUGACCUCCUGAGCUCAAAAUCUUUCACUGGUCACCUGUGUGCUGCUAAGGAACAAUAGAGUUCAUAUUUUAAGAUUUUAUAUUUUAUGGUAUUUUAGAUUUACUAGUGGUAUUUAAGAUUUACUAGUGAUACUCUUUAUGUCAAAAACCACUUCAUCUCCCAGACCCACAUGGCUCUGAGACAUUUGUAGGGUUCAUAAAUCUUCCAUUGCCUCUUGGACCACGGCCCUGUGGUAAGCAGUGUGUCCCAGAGAGCAGUCUCUCCUUGAGCAGGGCUGCGUGGGUUUGCUUUGAAGUAGACUAAGCCCACUUGAGUGACCCAUUUGGGGGAUUGCAGGGAUUUGCCUCAGGCCAUGAGGUAGAAUUCAUCUGGCUGCUGCAGCCAGUCUCCAAGUGGACAGUAGCUUCUGGAACCCCCCUAGAGUUAUCUUUCAUCUGCAUGGACUGGGAAAACAUCCCUCUUCUGGGUGCCCCCUGGCAACACAGAGUUACUCUUUCUAAGGAUUGACUUAGGUACAUAGAGAAUUCUUUUUUCUAGCAUGUCUCUCAAGCUCAAAAGUUCCAAAUUAAUCUUCUUAAAAUUCAAAUGCCUUUAAUUGUUUUUUACUAAAUACUAUCUACUAACAAAGGUUAUUCAUAAUAUAAGUAGGCUACUAUGUAUAGUUAAUAAUGAAAUAAGGCUAGGCGCAGUGGCUCACACUUGUGAUUCUAGUACUUUGAGAGGCCGAAUUACCCUGUUUCCCCGAAAAUAAGACAGUGUCUUAUUUUAAGGUGUGCUCCCAAAGAUGCGCUAGGUCUUAUUUUCAGGGGACAUCUUAUCUUUCCUGUAAGUAGGUCUUAUUUUUUGAGGAUGUCUUAUUUUCGGGGAAACAGGGUAGGAGUCUUGCUUGAGGCCAGGAGUUAGAGAAAAAUAGAAAAUGAGCCAGGCAAAGUGGUGCGUGCCUGUAGUUCUAGCAACUCAGGAAGCUGGGGCAGGAGGAUCACUUGAACCCAAGAGUUUGAGGUUUGCUGUGAGUUUUGAUGACGUCACUGCACUAUAGCCCAGGACAGGGGUCCUCAAACUUUUUAAACAGGGGGCCAGUUCACUGUCCCUCAGACAGUUGGAGGGCCGGACUAUAGUUUAAAACAAAAACUAUGAACAAAUUCCUAUGCACACUGCACAUAUCUUAUUUUGAAGUAAAAAAACAAAACGGAUACAAUAUUUAAAAUGAAGAACAAGUAAAGUUAAAUCAACAAAUUUACCAGUAUUUCAAUGGGAACUGUGAGCCUGCUUUUGGCUAAUGAGAUGGUCAAUGUCCGGUUCCAUAUUUGUCACUGCUAGUCAUAACAAGUGAUGCAAGUGUGCAUCAGUUAGUCUAGAUUUGGUUGGAGAUUUCAGACGUUUCAUUCUGGAAAAAGUCUAUUCACAGACAUAAGUGCUGCUAAAGAUGGUUGCCAUUUUGAGUGCAUGGUUCCUGAGAUUAGGAUAUGUCUCAGAGGGGAGAGAUGCACAGAAAUUAGGAAGGCUACUUGACUUAAAUGCGUCUUUCAGAGAGUCAUAAUGCUGUAGUUCAGCCAGUUCCAUCUGCUAAAUCGUAUCCACAUGUUCAAUGUCAAUAGAAAAUGGGUUACGGAAAAGCUGUAUGUCCUGUUCUUGGAGAUGAAGCUCUUUAAAUCUAAAUUGGAAAUCCUUUUGCAACUUUUCCAGUGAAUCCACACAUGUUUUAUUUGGGAAUGCAACCAAUGGAUUUUCCGCUAACAGAUUUUGAGUUGUGGGGAGAUGGCAGAAAUUUUCCUCCUUCACUUGUUUGAUGAGGAGGCCUAAUUUUACUUCAAGUGCUUUCACAUGUGUUUGCAUAUCACAGAUGAGCUUCCCCUUUCCUUGAAGUUGCACAUUGAAACUGUUGAGUAGCUCUGUUACAUCUGUCAGAAAGGCAAGGUGCCAUUUCCAUUCUGCAUCAUUGAGCUCUGCUACUUCUUUGUUUUUUGAAAGCAGAAAAGCUGUAAUAUGUGGAAGUAAGUCAUAGAAAUGUUUCAAAACUCUCCCUCGACUCAGCCAAUGGACUUCUGUGUGGUACGGAACAUCUUCACAGGCAACAUUUAGCUCAGACAGAAAUUCCUGAAAUUGUCUGUGGUUUAGUACAUUACCUCUAAUGAAGUUAACACAAGAUGCUACAGUUUUCAUAACAGAGUCACACUUCAGUGAUUUACUUCACAGCGCUUGUUGGUGGAUGAGGCAGUGUAUAGCUAUUGGAUGAGAAUGGUUAUGUUUGUCCAUCUCUUGGUUCAUGCAAGCAAUUACUCCUUUCUUAGACCCCACCAUGCUAGGAGCACCAUCAGUUGUGACACUGGCUAGUUUUGCCCAGUCCAGCUCCAAACUAUUCACAGUUUGGCAAAACUUUUCAUAGAAAUCCUCUCCUAUAGUUUUUCCUUUGAUGCUUUGCAGUGCAGCAAGCUCUUCUGUGACUUUGAAAUAGUCAUUUGUCCCAUGAAUAAAAAUUAGAAGUUGUGCAGAAUCAUGAACAUCAUUACUUUCGUCGAGUGCCAAGGAAAAAUAGGAAAGUUUUUUUGCAGAGUUUUGCAAAUGCUGAUGCAAAUUGUCUCCCAUUUCUUCAAUCCUUCAUGUAAUUGAGGGUCCUGAAAGACUCACUGUACUAAAUAAAUCGGCCUUCUCUGGACACAUCUCUUUGGCAACAGAAAGAAGGCAUUCUUUAACAAAUUCUCCCUCCACAAAUGGUGUGCCAGUGCACGCUGUUAGCUUGGCAACUUGAAAACUUGCUCGCAGUGAUGAAGUAUUUAGCUGUUUCUGCUUCACAAAAGUAUUUUGCUGAGUUGUCAAUGUAUAUUUAAGUUUUAAUAUUUUAUCUUUUCUCACUUCUCCAACCAACCAAUCAUAUUUAUCUUUAUGUUGAGUUUGAUAGUGUCAACGCAAAUUGUAUUCUUUGAACACAGACACUAUAUUCUGGCAUAUCAAACACACAGCUCUUUCCUUGUACUGCACGAAAAAGUAAUCAUAAGUCCACUGUUCUUUGAAUAUCUUACACUCUGAGUCAAUUUUUCUCUUUCUUGAUAUCAUUGUUUCCUAGGGAUUCCAAAUUGCUAGUAGUAAAAUACCAAUAUACAUAUACAGCAUGCCAAAAACAAUAUACCAGCAAUAACUUUGCCCACAUGGAGACAUAUAAACUGCACUGCCCAUCAAUGCAGUCUGAUCAGUGUCCAUCAAGGCAGCCUUGCCAGUCCACAUCAUUUCAGCCUCACCAGUGCCCAGAUGGUGGAAGUCCACUUUUACCUCAGGCUCAUACUGGUGCGGUGCAGGAACAGGCACAAUUACAGAGCUGGUUCCUCCACCACCUUUCCAGUUCACACUACCCUAUAUGAACCACACUGCGAUCUGUGAACUCGCACAGGAAUCUGAUUGCAUGGGUGAGAAGACCCAUGCGAUCAGAUUCCACUGCAGGAAAAAAGAAGGCAUGUAUGCCUUUUUUCUUCCUUAUCUAAUGUGAGUUCAGCCAUACGAGCAUAUGGCUGAAAUUGCACUGCUCAGAGAUUGCAACAUUGUGAACCAGGGCUUACACAGCAUACAACAUACAACAUCAUACACAAUUGAAUAGCAAUCAGAACAUAAAUGCACACACUGACUGCUGACAAUUUGCAUUAAUACUGAGCGCUAACAAUUUGUAUGAACACUGAGCACUUACAAUUAUCAUUACCACUGAGCUCUGACCAUUUGCAUUACCUCUGAGCACUGACAAUUCGCAUUAGCACUGAGUGCUGACUAUUUGUGUUAUCACUGUGAUGCAACCCCCCUAGAAACCACCCCCAACCAACUAACCAACUUAAAAAAAAAAAAGGCUCUCCUAACUUCAAAAAAAAAGGCACCCCUAUCUGCAAAAAAAAAAAAAACCUCCUAACUUCCAAAAAAAGGCCCCCCUUAACCACAAAAAAAAGAGCCCUACUAACUGCAAAAUUUUUUUAAAAAUAGACCUCCUAACUUCAAAAAAAAAAUCCUAACUUGUUCUUACCUUGGUCCUUAGACUGCAUAGGCAACCUGGUGACUCCUCCGAUUACACCAGAGACCAAGAGGAGGAGUCAAGAGACAGAGAGAAGGAGGGGAGUCGGAGAGUGUGGGGCACAUUCCACACAUGCGCACUGCAGGCCGGGACGAGUGGGCUGCUAAGCAGGACAGCAAAAACACCUGUCGGGGAGAGACAGAGAGAAAGAGCAGAGUCAGAGAGUUGGUGCAUAUUCCACACAUGUGCACUGUGGCCCAGGACGAGUCAGCUGCUAAGCAGGACAGGCAGGGCAGCAAAAACACUUGGCGAGCCAGAUAAAUGUCCUCAGCGGGCCGCAUGUGGCCUGCAGGCCGUAGUUUGAGGACCCCUGGCCCAGGAGACAUAGGGAAACCCUAUCUAGAAAGACAGGAAGGAAGGGAGAGAGGGAGAAAGGAAGGAAGGAGGCCCUCGUUCCCCACAACCAAACCUCAGAAAUAGGCUGGGAUUAGAAUUAGGUACUUGCCUUGGCCACAGAAUUUAAGGAGGUGCCAAAAAUACAGUAAUCAAAAUAAAUAUUUUAAUGUACUAUUUAAAAAAAUCAAAAUUAAUACAAAAACCCUAUGAUGAAUAAAAUAUGAAAAUUUUAAAUGAAGACAGGAUCAGUAUAACCUUUUCCUCAGCUUAUAGUGUGGCUUGGCAUGGGACAGACGCUCCCUGGUCUGGAGACCCCAGUGACUCCCUGCUGCCUGCCACAGCAUCUGUUGAGCAGCCCUAGCUCCUCAGCACCCUCAGUGCACACAAUUUCUUGUUUUUUAAGGGGAAUCUAAGCCAUGAGAUGCUCCCAACUUCUUGCCAGCUGCCACCUCUGAGCCUUUGCCUUCUGUUCCCUGGGUGGCAGCAUCCUCUCCUCCUAACCCCUAUGCAAUCUUCUCAUCCCACCAGGCCCAAAUCCCCCCUUUCCAUGAAGCCUUUGUAACUGCUCUGACACCCCUACUCCUCCAUGACCAUUAGCAGUGAUUAUGCCAUCUCUGAAAUGCUACCCCACUCAUAAUUUAUUCCACUUAGCAUUAUCAGGGAUUGUACCUUAAUGUUUCAAGUAGGUCCCUGUUCCCCUACUAGACUGUAUGUUCUUAAGAGUAUGUUCUAUUUUUCUUAUGUCUGACAGAGCACCCUUAGGCUUGAUUUUAAGUAACUGUAGUCUGUGAUUGCUUAACUGGUGGAUUUAAUUGAUUUGAAAGUGAAGAUGGAAUGUAUUUGUUUCUGAUUUACUUUUCUGGCACAAGAUUCUUCCUAAGGGUAGUAAAUGUUGUGCAUUUCCUUGUGGACACAUUUCAUUGUAUUAUUUGAAAUUUGAACUCUGCACCAUUUAUAAGGUCACAUAGACCCAUGCACAUUCUCGGCCCCUAUUUCUCUUAAGUUUGGCCAUGGAGGAGAAAGAAAGAACCCUACAACAACUGAAGUCAUUUCCUGCUUCAAAUUUCUCUUGCCACCCUAAAAUAAGAGUCUUAAAACUGGAUGCUUUUCCAUAAUAUAAAUGAUGGUUUUUAUUAGCUUUUAAAGCUAAAUAAUUAAAAACUAUCUUGGCUGGGCACAAUGGCUCAUGCCUGUAAUCCUAGCACUCUGGGAGGCCAAGGCUGGUGAAUAGCUUGAGCUUAUGGAUUGGAGACCAGCCUGAGCAAAAGCGAGAUCCUGUCUCUACUAAAAAUAGAAAAACUGAGACAAGAGGAUUGCUUGAGCCCAAAGAGUUGGAAGUUGCUGUGAGCUAUGAGACCAUGGCACUCUACCAAGGGCAGCAAAAUGAGACUCUGUCUCAAAAAUAAAUAAAUAAACAACAACAACAAAAAACAGAAACUGCCCAAUGGAAAGGUAAUUCACAAAAGAGACUGAAACAGACAAAAUAAGCAUGUGAAAGAUGUUCAGCCUCAUUAAUUAAUAAUCAAAUACAUGAUUUUCUUCCUGAUUGGCCAAGCUUAAAAAGAAUGAAAAUGUCCAGUUCUGACAUUGGUAUGGGGAAUGAGCCCUCUUGUGCUCCAUGGGUAGAAUUACAAAAAAGUAUAAUCUUUAAGGAUGGAAAUCUGGCAAUAGUAUCAAAAUUUUAAAUUUGCAUGCUCUAACCCAAAAAUUCCACUUUGGAUAAAUCAGAUAAAUGCUCAGAGCUACUAAUUGCAAUGUGGUGUAUACUGUGGGAAACUGGAAAUAAGUUAAAUGUCCUUUACAGGAGCUUGGUUAAAUAUAACACUGUCAGGCAGUGGUAUAUGGUGCAGCUAUUUGAACCAAUAAUCUGUAUGUAUCAACAUAGAAAUGUUUUUGAUUAACGUUUGCUGAAUUAUUUCAUCUAAGUAAAAAUUAGAAUAGAACAAACUCAAAGGCUAUCCUAUACUCUUCAAAGCACAAAGCCCAUGAAAAACAAGUCUGAGAAGCUGUCCCAAACUGAAGGAGACUGACGAGAGACAUGACCAGGUCAAUGUGAUCCUGGGCCAGGUUCUGGGCCUGUAACGAGCAUUAUUGAGACAGUUGGCAACACUCUCAUGCAGCAGUUCUCAACCUUUGGGUCAUGACCCCUUUGUAACAAUGAAAAUACAUCCUGUAUUUCAGAUAUUUACAUUAUGAUUCAGAACAGUAGCAAAAUUACAGUUAUGAAGUAGCAACAGAAAUAAUUUUAUGGUUGGGGGUCACCACAACAUGGGGAACUGUAUUAAAGGGUCACGGCAUUAGGAGGCAUUAGGAAGGUUGAGAACCACUGCUGUAAUGGGAUCUUUAGAUUGCUUGGUAAUUUUCCUACUUUUGAAGAUUAUACUAUGAUUAUACACAUAUAGAAGAUUUCCUUGGUUUUAGGAAAAACAUAAUUCUGGGGUUUGUCCUGUAGGCAGAAUCCCUUCAGUAUUCAUGUGCCUAUUAUUAGUAGGGUAUCAUAAGGAUAGUAAAAACAGAAAGUAAAAACACAUGACUAUCUGGAGCUGAAUGGUUUUUAGCUCAUAAUUAACCACAAUACCUAAAUCCUUCUGGGUAAUGGGAAUCCUAUGACAAUUCACAGUCCACUCUCCUUUUUUUUGAGACAGAGUCUCAAGCUAUCACCCUGGAUAGAGUGUUGUGGCAUCCCAGCUCACAGCACCUCCAACUCUUGGGCAUAAGUGAUUCUCUUGCCUCAGUCUCCCAAAUAGCUAGGACUACAGGCUCCUGCCACAAUGCCCAGCUAUUUUUUUGGUUGUAGUUGUCGUUGUUUUAGCUGGCUCAGGCUGGGUUCGAACCCACCAGCCUUGGUGUAUGUGGCCGUGCCCUACCAACUGAACUACGGGUGCUGCCCAUUUUUUUUUUUUUUUAUUGUUGGGGAUUCAUUGAGGGUUCCAUUCUCCUUUUAAGAUCUCUACCUGCUGAGCCCUCUGAAUGCCUGGCAUCAUUCCAAAGGGCACUCUAGACUAAAAUAACUUCUCAGGCCAGGGGGCUCAGAAGCCAUCAGUAGAACAGACCAUGGAGGCCAUAUAGCUACAAUCUAGAAGAAGGAAAGGAGGCAUUGGCAUCUGAUACCAGACCUGCUUGUCUUAUGACCAGCCUUACUAAAGGCUGCAGUGCCACAGCAAGACCUGCCAGAAUUCCACAGCUGCUGCUUGACCAUUGUUUCCAGCCAGGAUGAUAGUUCUAGAUUCCUCUUUCCAAUCAAAGCUAGGGGAAAGGAAGUUUGACUAUUUAUUUGUGAUAAUCCAGAGAGCUCAUGCCUAAUUCACAUUGAUGGAGUCUUAAUUAUGCAUUUAUUUAUUUAUUUACUGGAAAUCAGGAGACCAGAGGUCACAUUUGGAUCUAUAGUAAACUGGUUGAGUGAUCUUGGCCAUGCCAUUUAACCUCUCUGGGCCUUGGUUUCCUCAUUUAUAAAAAAAAAAAAAAAGAGAGAGAGAGAGAGAUAAUAUCUAAAAUCCUGUGAGUUUUCCCAUACUUAAUUAUUUAAAAAAAAAAAACCAGUAGAUAUCUCAAGUUUCCUCAGUUUCAGAAUAGAAUCAAACCUGAAGAGUUGUUCUCCAAAUUAAUAAUACAUGUAUGGAAAGGGAAAAGUAGUAUAACAUUACCAUGGACAAACCUGAUAGAUACCACCUUGGCUAGGGCAGCACCCAUAGCUCAGUGGAUAGGGCGCUGGCCACAUACACCUAGGCUGGAGGGGUUCUAAACCCAGCUAAACAACAAUGACAACAGCAACAAAAAAAUAGCCAGGUGCUGUGGUGGGCUCCUUAGUCCCAGCUCCUUGGGAGGCUGAGGCAAAAGAAUCCCUUAAGCCCAAGAGUUUGAGGUUGCUGUGAACUGUGACGCCACAGCACUCUACCAAAGGCGACAUAGUGAGACUCUGUCUCAAAAAGGAAAAAAAAAAAGAUGCCGCCUUGGCUAAGUGAUCAACGUUGACAUCACCUAUAAUAAAAUAUAUCAUGUACCCUCAAAUAUUAUUGGGGAAGGGCAUGUCACAUCUGUGAUAUCUUCCCCCAAAUCCAUAACUCUAGUCUAAUCCUGUGAAAAACAUCAGACAAACCCAAUGUGAAGGACACUCUACAAAAUGACUAUUCAGUACUCUUCAAGUGUCAAGGUCAUGAGAGACAAAGACUGGAAUUGUCAGAGCUUAAAGGACACUAGGAGUCCCAUCUUUGCAAUUUGUAAUUCUAAAAUUAUUUUAAAAUUACAUUUUGAAAGCACACUAUGUGAAGUGGCUAGCUCAUAGUAGGCACUUGAUGAAUGGUAGGUGCUAUAAUUAUAAGCAACUAUACUAUUCUUCUGAUAGUGUUAAAGAAAUAUUUUUUGGUAGAAAAGACAGUGUUGAGGCUUGGCGCCUGUAGCUCAGUAGCUAGGGCACCAGCCACAUACACCGGUGCUGGUGGGUUUGAACCCAGGUGCCAAAACAACAAUGACAAAGAUAACAAAAAAAUAGCCGGUUCUUUAUCCUUGAAGAGGUUUCUGGGAAUUGAAUUGUGUAGCUUUUUGUAUGCUUGUUACCUGUCCUUGGUUCGUGAGCUCAAAUUGGAUGUCUCCUGAUAGCUUUGGUUGCCACAGCUGUGCCGUUGAAUAAACCUGAAUUUUGAC
Messenger RNA from Nycticebus coucang (slow loris), 12736 nucleotides. RefSeq names its product glucosidase alpha, neutral C (gene GANC). The transcript is spliced from 25 exons. Bases 919 to 3618 code for a protein of 899 amino acids. NCBI's taxonomy places the organism in Eukaryota, Metazoa, Chordata, Mammalia, Primates, Lorisidae. Gene Ontology annotation, biological process: carbohydrate metabolic process; N-glycan processing. Gene Ontology annotation, molecular function: alpha-1,4-glucosidase activity; carbohydrate binding. The record is from RefSeq and is a predicted model, not a curated record.